This is a messenger RNA of Diatraea saccharalis (sugarcane borer), 942 nucleotides long. Lineage: Eukaryota; Metazoa; Arthropoda; Insecta; Lepidoptera; Crambidae. The record is from the annotation of a GenBank genome assembly.
AUGUCUCAAGUGCAUACUAAAAGUGGCGACGCUAUUCAAGAUGAGAAAGUUUUGUUGCCAUACACUUACAUUCAGCAAGUACCUGGGAAACAGAUACGUACUAAACUUACAUUAGCGUUCAAUUACUGGCUCAAAGUUUCGGACGAGAAGCUACAUGCUGUUGGAGAGAUUGUUCAGAUGCUGCACAAUUCUAGCUUACUAAUUGACGAUAUUCAAGACAAUUCAAUCCUGCGUCGCGGCAUUCCAGUGGCACAUUCCAUUUAUGGAGUGGCAAGCACCAUUAAUGCGGCCAACUAUGUCAUGAUCAUUGCACUUGAGAAGAGUCUUGAGUUAGGACAUCCACAGGCAACAGUAGUUUAUACUGAACAGCUGUUAGAGCUUCAUAGAGGCCAGGGUAUGGAGAUAUAUUGGAGAGAUAACUUCCAGUGUCCCUCAGAGGAGGAGUACAAACAGAUGACUAUCAAAAAAACGGGUGGUCUGUUCAUGCUGGCGAUACGGCUGAUGCAGCUGUUCAGCGAGAACAAAUCUGACUUCAGCAAACUGUCUGCUAUAUUCGGCCUGUACUUCCAAAUCAGGGACGACUACUGCAACCUCUGUCUGCAGGAGUAUUCUGAGAAUAAAAGCUACUGUGAAGAUCUGACCGAGGGCAAGUUCAGUUUUCCCAUCAUACACGCCAUCAGAAAUCAGAAAGGGGACAACCAAGUAUUGCACAUAUUGAGGCAGCGCACCCACGACGUGGAGGUGAAGCGUUACUGCAUAUCCUUGUUGGAGCGGCUCGGCAGCUUCGCCUACACGAGGGACACGCUCGCGGAACUAGACGCGCAGGCGCGGGCAGAGGUAGCGGCGUUAGGUGGUAACCCAUUAUUAGAAGCUCUCCUCGACGAUCUUCUCAGUUGGAGACGAGAGAAACAAUACAAGGAUACUAUUCCCAACAGCUUGUAG